AUGGCGGCCGUCGCCCCGCUCAUCGAGUACCACCGCCGCGACCUCCUCCACAGCCGCGGCGUCGUGCCCUUCGAGCGCCACCUCGUGACACAGACCCAGAAGCCGCCUCCGUUAAUUGUCGCCGACCAACGAGCGCUCGCGACGCUUUUCGCGCUGCCGUGGGGCCCCGCGACGCUCGUCGUGCAGAACGUCGGGGGGGCUUUGGUCCUCGAGAGCGGCGGUGUUCUUGAGGAGGCGGCCCCGCCGGCCAAGAAGGCGCUGCCCACGACGCCCGCCGAACGGACCAAGGCGGCAUUAUUAGCGUGCACGGCGUUAGCCAAGGAGAGCCAGACGUCUUUAACUGAAAGACGGAGAGAAGAAGCUCAAUACGCCGAGCGCUGCGCGCGCCAGCUCGCGCCGUCCAAUGAUGAUGACGAUAGUUACGAUUUGAAGCCGCACGAGCCCUACGUUCGGGUCAGGAGGUGGCGGCUCGGCGACCUGCAACUGUUGUCGGGGAGCGACUGCGCCCUGCUGGGGGGCGGCUGCGCGCUCCGGUUAUCUACGAUAAGCUCGCUACAGUCCUCGUCCCAAAAGCGGCUCGCGGCGUUGGACUGCUGGCUGGACGCGAUCUUGACGGGCGCACCUCGAGUAGCUUUGUGCCUGUCGAACGACGAGGGCCUGGUGGUUGGUGGGAGAAUUGUGGACGUCUGCGAGGUGCCGCACACGCUCGCGGGGCGCGGCGAGCAGGCGCUGUUCGACAUAAGAACGAUCAACGAGGACGCGAUUCAACUCCUAAGGUUCCUCGCGAAGCAUUGUAACAAAGAGGGCGCCACGUAUGUGUUAACGACGCGGGGCCAAGGAGCUCAUAUCGAAUUGUACGACGUCAACCGGCUCGCGGAUACGAGUAAGCGGCACUGGAAGUGGCUCCUAGCUACAUUAGCUGCGAGGAUCGCGCGGCGGUUGGGCGCGCACCUGCGGUCGUCCGAGGACGUCUCAGAUGAGUUGAGGGAGAGACAUGGUGCCCUGAUCGACUCGGCGCUUGAUCUAUUAAGUGAGGUGCGCGACCUCGGCGGCGCGUCGCACGACGCUUUACGAAGGUCGCUGCACGAGGCCGGGGCCCUGGCUUUGUUACCCGGUUUCGUGCCUUCCAGUCUAUCAAAGAGUGCGAGGCGCUUCUUCGGGUGCGCCUCGACCGCUUCGGACGCGGCGGGCUUCGAGCGCCUCGAUUAUGACGUGGCGACGCUAGAAAGAGCAAGGAGGCGCUUCGAAAGCGCGGACAUCCGGGACGUCGCAAUCGACUGCGCCCUGGCCCUCGCGAAGCGCCACCUCGAGGCGCAGCGGCCCGCGGAGCUCAUGCAUGAAAUUAGGAGGUGCCUGUCUUCUGAAUUAACGAAGGCGCGCGAGGCGGCUUUAAGGCAUGUGGCCUGCGCGUUUGCCCACGAGGCAGCUAGAGACCCGCACGGCUGGUGCGCGCGCGGUGUCGUGCCCGGAGACGCGCGCAAGCUCCUGGAAGACGUCGGCGAGCGCUUCGGGGAUCCCGGCGGCGACGCGGCCCGCGCCGCGCGGAACGCGGCGCUCGACGCGCACGAGGACGGCGUCGCGCCACGAUUUAAGAAUGACGCCGUGUCGCUACGAGCUGCGGCUUCAGAGGCCGAUCGUAGCGACGAGGCGACGCCUUCAUCGUUGGCGCACGCCGUCCAGCUCGCGGCGUCGCUCGAGGCGGCGCUGUCGGCGACGCGCUUAGCCUUCGGGCCGUCAUCUCCGGAAGCUCUGGUGGUUGCGGCGCGCCUCGGGGCGAGCCAGGCCGCCGUCGGCGCGCGGAUCGCUUCACAAAAUCACGCCACUUCUAGAUCUUGGCUCCACGCGGCGCUCUGCCGCCUCCACGCGUGCGGCGACGUCGACAACGAAGCGCGGGUGCGCCUCGAGGUCGCCCUCGCCCAAAAGCGCGAGGCCGCUCAUCUCCUAGACCGCCAGGACUCGGGAAAAGCCGUCGCCGUGGCCCAAGACGCGCAGCGCGCGGGCGAGGCGGCCCUCGCGAUCGCUUGUGAUGCUAACUUAAAGCUCCAGGCCGCGGCCGAAAUUGCGUCGUGCGCGUUGCUCGAGGCGCUCGCCACUUCAAAGGUCGGCAAGGGCGCCGAGCGGGCGUUCGACCGCGCCGUGGCCGUCGCGGCGACGCCCCGCGGCGCGGCCUGCGCGCGGCUCCAGCGGGGCCGCUUCCUGGGGUCCCUAGCAUCAACGCAGAAGAGGCGAGAGAUGCGCGUGCGGGACCUCGCGACGGCGGCCAGUGGCUUGCGGGCGAGCGAUCCCCAGGUCGCGGCGGCGGCGGCGCGCGAGCUCGCGGCCUUCGUGGACGCGCCGGGCGAUUUGCUGCUGGCGGUCCGCGCGCUCGCGCUUACUGACAACGACGGGGCGCUGCUGACGGCGACAGCUAAACGUCUGCUGGCCUGCACGCGGCACGGUGCUGAUGAGAACGCGGCGGCCGCGCGGGCGGCCUGCAAGGCCUGCUACGGCGCGGCGCUCCGCGGCGACGCGGCGGGCGCGGCGGCCGCGCUCGAGCCGCUCUUUUCCCGGGGCGGCGUGUAG
This is a messenger RNA of Pelagomonas calceolata, 2562 nucleotides long. Lineage: Eukaryota; Pelagophyceae; Pelagomonadales; Pelagomonadaceae. The record is from the annotation of a GenBank genome assembly.